AAGAAAGAAAAUAAAUAUUAUUUGCCUUGUAAGAAAAUCAGGAAAAUAAAUAAAUAAAUACAUGAUUCCAUAGCUUUGUUGUCUGCAGGUUUCUCUCUUUCAUCUCUUCUCAGAUCUCUCUCUCUCUCUUUGCUUCUUCUUCUUCUUCUGCUCAAGCUUCAAGCUUUCGAACGAUCUCUCUUCUCUUUUCACCUCCAGCAAGAAAAAGGAAAAGAUGAUGAACAGCUGUGGAGUCCAACAAAACGCUUUUGAAGAGAUGAGGAGAAACGCCGCCGUGAAUGAUCGCAGAGACGCCGUGAUUUGUCCCAAACCUCGCCGUGUCGGUGUUCUUAACCACCACUCUUCUCGAUCUCUCCGUUGGCAACUCAAUCAUCAGAUGGAGUUAUGUGAAUCGAAUUCAGGAAGCGAGAUUUUGGAUUUCAUCCUCGCAAAGGGUGGUUGUGGUGAUCAAGAUCAGACGAUGACGUCUCCUUUGUUCUUCACAGGGUCACCACCAAGUAGAGUUUCUAACCCACUAACAAAAGACUCACUUUUUCGACAAGAGCUUCUCGCGGUGGCUCCUCAGGCUCCGUCGACUCCUCGGGGUACCCAACCGCAGCCGCCGUCUUCUCCAAGGAACGGAAGCUGUGUCAGGGCAGCGGCGAGCUUCGGGAACAAUCCACAGGUUCGUGUCGUGGGAUUCGACUGUGACAGACGCAGCCGCAACCGUAGCAUUUCGACUCUUGCAUAAAGAGCAAGUCCAAGUAUAUAUAUAUAUAUAACAACAGAGAAGGCUUAAAAAGAAAAGGAUUAGGAAUUGAUUAUGGAUAUUAAUAAUAUAUGAUGGGAUGGGUUUUUGUUGAUUAAAAUGUGUAAAUAUCUUGGAUAAACAAAAGUUGGGGGAGGGAUUGUUAUAAAAAAUUAGGGUUUUUGGGUGUCAAAUUUCUAAGGAAUUUUGUAAUUAAGAUAAAAAAGUUGGGUGGAGAGAAGAGAGAGUGGUUUAGUUUGGGUGUCUUUAUUAUUAGUGAAAAAAAUAAGAGCAUAGUGUUUCUUCCUUAUUGUAACAAAAAGGAAAAAGCUCGAAAGAGUUUUGAAAUGUGAAGAUAUCAUUUCUACCCUCUCUUUUUUUUUUGUGUAUCUUUGUCUCUCUCUCUUUUUUACAGAUAGAUGUGUAAAUUUCCAAAGGAGUUGAUCAUUUUGCUAGGAGUAUCUCUCUAUGGACUACUAGUUCUUGUUUUGUGACAAACAUUAAGGUGAUGAUGAAAUUGUAUAUUAUGGUUUCUUUA
Messenger RNA from Capsella rubella, 1265 nucleotides. RefSeq lists its product as uncharacterized. Lineage: Eukaryota; Viridiplantae; Streptophyta; Magnoliopsida; Brassicales; Brassicaceae. The transcript has 4 exons. The record is from RefSeq and is a predicted model, not a curated record. Bases 215 to 730 code for a protein of 171 amino acids.